AUGGACUAUCAGAAUAGAGCUGGGUCCAAAAAGGGCGCAGGUGGGAUUGCAUCUGAUGCCCAACAGAACUUAAAUCGUAGAAAGCAAGUAGAUGAGCUACUACGAGGCGAUGAAGAAGUCCCUUACACAUUCCAAGACAUAUCAGAAGAUAAAGAGGAGGCAAAUGGUGUUCGAAACCCCUACAUCUAUAAGAACCAUUCCGGUAAAUUAAUUUGUAAGUUAUGUAACACGAUGCAUAUGUCAUGGUCAAGUGUUGAAAGACAUCUAGGUGGAAAGAAACAUGGACUUAAUCUACUAAGAAGAAGCGGGACUAACACUAGCGUUGAUGACAAUUUUGUUUCUGAACAAGAAAAGGAAUUUCAAGCCCAAGUAGAUGAGUUGAGAGCACAGAUAAAGCAUAAUGGUGUGGUACCAGAAUGUCGCGUGAUUAAGGUAAGACAUCCCGUUAAUGGAAAUAUAGGUAUUGCUGUUAGAGUAGAUUACAACACACCAAGUACCAUUCUAACAGAUAAACAAGAGCCUUAUCUACGAAUUGUUUCUGGGGUCGAACUUCCUGGUACAGACAAUGACGAUAAAAAGUACCUAAUAGUUGCAUUUGAACCUUUUGAAAAUAUUGCAAUUGAAAUACCGAACAAAGACAUAGAAUUAAAUGAGGUGCAGGGAAGACGACUUGCUGUUGAUGAAAUAAAUAGGAGGGGCACAUACUGGGAUACAGAUGAAAAAGCCUAUUAUAUCCAGUUGUUUUUUGUAUCAUCUUAA
Molecule: messenger RNA, 759 nt
Organism: Eremothecium sinecaudum
Lineage: Eukaryota; Fungi; Ascomycota; Saccharomycetes; Saccharomycetales; Saccharomycetaceae
Gene: PRP11
Product: spliceosome assembly protein PRP11
Exons: 1
Coding region: 1-759 (252 amino acids)
Biological process (GO): spliceosomal complex assembly
Cellular component (GO): catalytic step 2 spliceosome; U2 snRNP; U2-type prespliceosome
Molecular function (GO): nucleic acid binding; zinc ion binding
Source: RefSeq, a predicted model, not a curated record